Messenger RNA from Trypanosoma rangeli, 1110 nucleotides. RefSeq names its product asparaginase. NCBI's taxonomy places the organism in Eukaryota, Euglenozoa, Kinetoplastea, Trypanosomatida, Trypanosomatidae. The transcript has a single exon. The coding region runs from base 1 to 1110 and encodes 369 amino acids. Gene Ontology annotation, molecular function: asparaginase activity. The record is from RefSeq and is a predicted model, not a curated record.
AUGGUGAUGUAUGUCUGGGGCCGGGAUUCCCUCACGCUAGAGGAUCGUCAAAACCCUGUACUGGCUGAGGAACUGGGCGUCGAAUGUGAGGAAAUUCUUUUGGUCAACGCUCGCAGUUACAGGGUGUCUGGCACCUCCACUGAAGAGGAUGGAAAGCCGCGAAGCUUUACUGAUAUUUUUCAGGAUAACGAAGAUAUGCAAAAGGCAGGUGUUCCACCGCACAAGGUUAUGGAAUUGGAUGUGUUAAAGCAUUCGGCCGACCAAACCCACGACGAUUGGGUUCGUCUGGCAGCUAUCAUCCGGGAUAACUACCAUAAAUACCGUGGGUUUGUUAUUCACAACGGAACCGACACCAUGGUGGCUGUUGCAACCGCUCUCAGUUUCAUGCUGGAGAACUUGGGGAAACCUGUCAUUUUUACCGGCUCGUGUAUUCCAGCAGACCGUCUCUACACGGACCUUAAACGCAAUUUGAUUGUUGCCCUGCUCUUUGCUAACUGCAGUCAGAUUUGUGAGGUUUGCAUCUUGUUUGAUGAGCGGCUAUUCCGGGCAAAUCGAACAAUCAAGGUUUCCAGAGCAAGACUUGCGCCAUUUGACUCUCCGCAUUUUCCCCCGUUGGCGACAAUGCAUGGAACCAUGAGUCUACAUCGACCAUUUCUUCGUCCUUUUCCACUUGGUCAGUUCCGUAUAAUGGACAACAUGAAGUCGGUGGUCUUGUGUUUGAAGUUGGGGCCGUCGAUGCGGAAACGUUUUUUAAUGAAGUCUGUCGAGCUGACAAAGGCACGUGCUAUUCUUAUCAUCGCCUUUGGUGGAGGAAACGCGCCAUCGCUUUGCGGUUUUAUGAAGAGGGCUGUGAGGCGGGCGGUGGAGCGUGAUAUUGCCGUUUGUGUUUGCACGCAGAACUUGUACGGUUCUGUGGACCUGGGCGCCUACGCCGCGGGCGAUCAGCUGUUGGAGGCGGGGGCGAUUUCAGCAUCUGACAUGACCAUUGAAGCCAGCAUUAUGAAGCUGAGGUAUCUUAUAGGGCUUGGACUUUCCACAAAGGACAUAAAGAAGUACUUUAGCAGUGUCGAUCUGCGCGGUGAACUCACCCCACCACAACCACGAUUGUAG